AUUCACACUGUCACAAAACGAUGGUGCACAAUGGGUCCGUGGACGCGGGAGUCGCUGGGACGACUGGCAACAGCGAGGCCGACGUCGACGUUGAUGAGGUGCUGACGACGUACAACAAUAUGGUGGAGCGACAUAAUCCUUUCCGAGAACCCAACACGGCGUCCAACUACGAGGAAUUUCGUCUCGCUGCGGGAUAUGACAUGAAUCUGUACGACAUAUGCCGGCAGCCCCGUGAGCCACAGGACAGGACACUCCACAUUCCAGCCUCGUCCUUGGAUGAAGAGCUGAAUUGCGCCAUUUGCACUGGUAUUAUCCGUGAUGCGAUGGUGAUCACGGCAUGUCUUCAUCGUUUCUGCACUGUCUGCAUUCAUCGACACAUCCACGAAAAAGGAAAGAAUACAGUGUGCCCAGUGUGCAACACGCCCUUCACGACCCGCCGAGCGCUAAGACCGGACCCCACGUUCGACAACCUCAUCAAGAUGGUGUAUGGCGACGUGGAUGCGUACGAGCAGGCCGAGGAAGCGCGCAUCCAGCUCAACAAUAAGGAACUCUUCCCUCGAUUAGAUCUCGACAAACACAAGGACGACAUCCCGAUCAACCCCAUCGCGAACAAGCGGCAUCGCUCGCGAUGAGGUGUAGCAGAUUGAAUGAUCAAGUUCAAAUUGAAAUUAUGCUAAAAUCUCGCAAAUGUAUCCAAUUAAUAGUUGGCA
Messenger RNA from Aphanomyces invadans, 710 nucleotides. RefSeq lists its product as hypothetical. NCBI's taxonomy places the organism in Eukaryota, Oomycota, Saprolegniomycetes, Saprolegniales, Verrucalvaceae. Gene Ontology annotation, cellular component: ubiquitin ligase complex; PcG protein complex. The transcript is spliced from 2 exons. The coding region runs from base 21 to 632 and encodes 203 amino acids. The record is from RefSeq and is a predicted model, not a curated record. Gene Ontology annotation, molecular function: ubiquitin protein ligase activity; chromatin binding.